AUGGGUGCAGACAAGAAUAAAGACGCCGCGGCAACUCGGCUCGACUCGCUCUCCAACCACCUGCAGGAUGAGUCGGCAGCAAGCAAAGCAAGCACAGUGGCACGCGAGCUCGAGGAGGCCUUGGCAGCAGCCGUCGAGGCCGGGAAGAUACCUCACGCGGUAGUCUUCGCUACGAACACAGAUGGCAUCCAUGCAAGUGGCCUGCACAAGUACACUCAAGACAAGGAGCCUAUCACGGAAGACGCGCUUUUCAUGCUCGCAUCACAGACGAAGCUUCUGACUGCCAUCUGUGCGCUGAAAGUAGUCGAGCAAGGCUUGAUCGGUUUGGACGACGACGUCAGCCCACACCUAGCUGAGCUCGCUGCGCGUCCCAUCCUUACCGGGUUUGACGAUGAGAAGAAGAGUCCCUUGUGUGAACAACGCAAGAAUCCCAUCACGUUGAGACAGCUGCUCUCACAUACCUCUGGCUCCGGAUAUCCUUUUACCCCCGAAUUGAUCAAGUAUCUGACCCUGAAAGGCUGGACACCUGACAGUCCCAAUGCCGCGACCAUCGUCGAGCGUUAUGACUUCCCCCUCAGCUUCGAGCCCGGAACGAGCUGGGGAUACGGGCCGGGAAUCGACUGGGCGGGGCUUCUCGUCGAACGCCUGUCCAAGCUGACGCUGGAGGAGUUUAUGAAAAAACACAUCUUCCAACCCCUCGGCAUCACCGGCAUCAGCUUCUGGCCGGAAACCCUCGGCACAGCCAAGGAGAGAAUCCCGGAACUCGUCGUCCGCCGCGCCGACGGCACCUUCGGACCCAACACCAAGAAGACCCUGAACACCAACUCCACCGACUGCUUCGGCGGCCACGGCGCCUACGCCCAGCUCGGCGACUACCUCAAAGUCCAACGCAGCUUACUGGCCAACGACGGCGUGCUCCUGAAGCCCGCGAGCGUCGACGAGCUCUUCCGGCCCCAGCUCUCGGCGAAGCCGCUGGCCGCGCUGAAUUUCUUCCGCAAACAUCUGAGCACGUCGCUGGUCGGCGGUAUCAACCAGGACAUCGAGGUCAGCUACGGUCUGGGCGGGAUGGUGUUCCUGGCGGAUGACGUGGGACGGCGUCGCAAGGGCACGCUGUCGUGGGGUGGCAUGGUCAAUCCCUUCUGGAUCAUCGAUCGUGAGGCUGGACUCGCUUUGACGGUGGGCUUCCAGGUCUUGCCGACGGGUGAUGCGGGAGUCAAGGAGAUGACUAGCGUGGCGGAGAGGGCGGUCUAUAAGAUGGCUGGGUUGGCGUGA
Dissoconium aciculare CBS 342.82 is the source of this 1272-nucleotide messenger RNA. Its product is annotated as beta-lactamase/transpeptidase-like protein. Bases 1 to 1272 code for a protein of 423 amino acids. NCBI's taxonomy places the organism in Eukaryota, Fungi, Ascomycota, Dothideomycetes, Mycosphaerellales, Dissoconiaceae. The record is from RefSeq and is a predicted model, not a curated record. The transcript is spliced from 5 exons.